AUGCAACAUGGUGCAGCAAGUGAUCUCAGGUCUUUGUGGGCACGUGAGAGACUUAAGAAAAUGCUACAUAAGCUUAAACGGGUGAUUGGAUCCAUCACUUUAAAAGUUGGUGUACCUGUAAUGUUAUUGAGAAAUAUAGAUCAAUCUUCAGGGCUUUGUAAUGGAACAAGAUUAAUUAUCACAAGAAUUGGAAAUUGGGUUAUCGAGGCGAAAGUCUUAUCAGGACAUAUGAUUGGACAAAAGGUUUUCAUACCAAGAAUGUCACUGACUCCGCCUGAUUUAAGAAUACCCUUUAAGUUUCAAAGAAGACAGUUUCCAUUAGUUGUAUCAUUUGCCAUGACGAUCAAUAAGAGCCAAGGACAAUUUUUAUCUCAUGUUUGGCUAUAUUUGAAGAAAUCAAUGUUCACACAUGGCCAGCUAUAUGUCGCACUAUCACGGGUGACACUAAGACAAGGAUUAAAGAUUUUGACAUAUGAUGAUGAAGGAGAAGUUUCAAAUGAAGAAACAAAUGUAGUGUUUAAAGAAGUUUAUCGUAAUUUGAGUGUAAAUUAA
Molecule: messenger RNA, 552 nt
Organism: Capsicum annuum
Lineage: Eukaryota; Viridiplantae; Streptophyta; Magnoliopsida; Solanales; Solanaceae
Product: ATP-dependent DNA helicase PIF1-like
Exons: 2
Coding region: 1-552 (183 amino acids)
Source: RefSeq, a predicted model, not a curated record